Molecule: messenger RNA, 2031 nt
Organism: Pyrus x bretschneideri (Chinese white pear)
Lineage: Eukaryota; Viridiplantae; Streptophyta; Magnoliopsida; Rosales; Rosaceae
Product: probable protein phosphatase 2C 65
Exons: 5
Coding region: 345-1757 (470 amino acids)
Biological process (GO): protein dephosphorylation
Molecular function (GO): protein serine/threonine phosphatase activity
Source: RefSeq, a predicted model, not a curated record
CCCUCCUCCACAAUAUGCAAAACCUCCAACAACAACACACGACAUUUUAAAAUUCUUAAAAUUUUGUGUGUUGUGCUCUUCAUGCUCCUCAACCGAACGACCCUGAAAUCGUGAUUGACUCGUUGCAUGCUUAUUCCAAUAUCGACGAUUUACAUUUCGUCUUUUCAGAAAUAUAUCAAUCAAUUUCAAUUUUCCCACAGAUACAAAAGUCCCUAAAACCACCAUCACCUUUCAAUUCUCUUCCCCUCCUUUGCCUCUUCACCCACUUUUGUCUUUUGGGUGUGGAUCGGUUUUUGGUGGGUCCUUUUCGUUUGUGGGAGGUUUGGUUUAAUUUCUAGAGAGACAUGGGAGCUUGUUGUAGCAAGGAGAAAUUGCAUGGAGGAGGGUACAUGGAGGAUGAUCGUAUGGCCAAUCGGAAUGAGUAUUCCGAGGCUGAUAAGGAAGAGGAUAGUGUAAGGUGUGGGGACGAUGGGGCACGCAUAAGGUUGGAAGGGUGUUCUAGGAACGUAUCCAUGUACACCCAGCAAGGAAGAAAAGGGAUCAAUCAAGAUGCAAUGACAGUUUGGGAGGACUUUACUGAGAAAGGCAUGCACUUCUGCGGUGUGUUUGAUGGUCAUGGCCCCGACGGUCACAAAGUUGCAAGAUGCGUACGUGACAAUUUACCCUCAAAGCUCUCCGAAGUCAUCAAAAUUUACCAGCUCAACACCGGCAUAUUCAGCGACAUCAAUGUUGCCGGAAGCGAGCUCAAUGCAAACAACCGUAAAAGUCACGAUAGGAAAGCCAGUAGCGAUCUCUCUCUUCCGUCAUGGGAAGCCAGUUUCGUUAAAUCAUUCAAGGAAAUGGAUGAAGAACUUAGCCUUGAUAACACCAUUGAUAGCUUCUGCAGUGGUUCAACAGCUGUAACUGUAGUUAAACAGGGUGAUCAUUUGGUGAUUGCCAACUUAGGCGAUUCUCGUGCAGUUCUUGGAACUAGAUCAGGAGAGAAAAACCAAAUCGUUCCUGUCCAGCUCACAGUUGAUUUGAAACCUGAUACUCCAAGUGAAGCUGAGAGAAUUAUGAAAUGCAAAGGCAGGAUUUUAUCAGUGGAGGGAGAACCACAAGUGUUUAGAUUAUGGAUGCCGGAUGAAGACUGCCCUGGUCUUGCAAUGGCAAGAGCUUUCGGGGAUUUCUGUGUCAAAGAUUACGGUCUAACCUCAAGUCCGGAAGUUUUCUACAGGAAGAUAUCAAGUGAUGAUGAAUUUGUGGUCUUGGCAACUGAUGGGAUUUGGGAUGCUUUAACAAACAGUGAUGUGGUAAAGAUAGUUGCAUCAGCAAGGAAGCGAUCCAUGGCAGCAGAAUUACUAGUAAAGCGUGCAGUUAGAGCAUGGAAACGAAAGUUCCCCCAAUCGAAAAUUGAUGAUUGUGCAGUUAUAUGCUUGUUCCUGAAGGACCAACCGGCUUCUUCAUUAACACAAUCCGAUUCCCAUGCGAGCCGUGUAGGCAAAGGAAAUGACUCUGAGCUUUCCCUUUCUUACUAUAGCAAAAGAUCGAAUGUUGCAAGCGAUCAGGGAGGCCCUGCAUCCGAGAUCAACAGCAAGAUGAUGGAGGAUGAGAAGGAUACCGUGUUGAACUGUAAUGUCUCACAAGACGCAAAGGAAGAGUGGAAUGCCAUUAAAGGUGUUGACAGAGUAAAUACCAUGUUGAAGCUUCCUCAAUUUUCUAAUGGUUUGAGUCGGAGGAAAACAUCAAAGGAUUACGAAGAGGUUGAAGCUCAUUGAUUAAUUAGCUUCCGUGACGAGGCCUUAAAUCGAGCAAUUUGCGACCGUGGUUAAGGAUCAGCAACCAACAAUAUUCAUCAAACAUCUCUCGGAAGGUGCAAUUUCAGCUUCCUGCCAAAUUCGAAAGAAACAGUGCAGCCACAAAUUCUGCUUGUAGAAUUGGCUAGGAGAAAAGAGUACAUGUAGAUAUUUGUCUAACCAUGAAGUUAGAAGUGCAAUUUCAACGAGGAAUACUGAUAUAUAAAAUAUAUGAAAUAUACGAAGUUGGCUUCUA